CGCGGGAGCGCGACGGCCGGGGCUCGGCGGCGGGCCGGGCUGGGCGCGCACCGGGAGAGGAGGAUGCGCCCCGCGGGUUUGCCAGUUCCUGUAUGCCCAUGGGAAUCGUGUUCUGGCUCCUUGACAGUGCUAGAGGAGAAGCUGAUGCCCUGAGCAGUGAGCCUGGGGGACAAGAGAGUGUGGAUUGCCUCCUGCCUUGCCUCUUCUCCCAGCCACCUGUGGUGAGCUCUCACGUGGCAGAGGACGAGGGUGGAGAUCAGCCACGUGAAGCUGGGGCCCUGGGGGUGAGCCAAAGGGCUGUUGGCUGGUGGGCUGUGGCAACUGGGGGUCCUCACCACCCUGCAGCAGAGACCACUGCCUCCUGCCACAUAGAUGCCUUCAGGGGAGUGGACAACUCCAGCUGAACUGAUGAAUCUUGGCACCUGAUACAAGGCUCAGCUUCUGAUAUGAAGAAGGAUAUAGAGUCUUUAAUAGCCCAGGAAAAAGCAGAAAUCGUCGCCAAGUAUGAGAAGGGCAGACAGGAAGGAGCUCAGAUUGACCAAUGGGAAGAUGCCGAUUUCACUCUCUACAAAGUUACAGACCGGUUUGGAUUCCUGCACGAGCAGGAGCUGCCAACCCGCACCGCCUUGGAGGAGAAGCAAAAACAGCAGGAAAUAGAACGUGUGGACAAGUGGCUUAAGAUGCUGAAGAAGUGGGGCAAAUACAGAAAUAGUGACAAGAUGUGCCGGCGUGUGUACAAAGGGAUCCCGCUUCAGGUGCGAGGCCAGGUCUGGUCACUUCUGCUGGAUGUUGAGAAGAUGAAGAAGGAGAAUGAAGGAAAAUACGAGCAAAUGAAAGAACAAGCCAAGAGUUUUUCAUCGGAAAUCAAGCAGAUAGAUUUGGAUGUUAACCGCACCUUCCGAAACCACAUCAUGUUCCGGGAGCGCUACGGAGUGAAGCAACAGGCACUCUUCCACGUCCUGUCAGCAUACUCGGUUUAUAAUACUGAAGUGAGCUAUUGCCAAGGGAUGAGCCAGAUUGCAGCCAUCCUGCUGAUGUACCUGAACGAAGAGGACGCGUUCUGGGCGCUGGCGCAGCUGCUCACCAACCAGCGCCACGCCAUGCACGGUUUUUUCAUUCCUGGAUUCCCAAAGCUGCAGAGGUUUCAAGCCCACCACGAGCAAAUUUUAAACAAACUGUUCCCCAAACUGAAGAAGCACAUGGACAAGGAGCAGAUGACCACUGGGAUUUACACAACCAAGUGGUUCCUGCAGUGUUUCAUUGACCGGACCCCAUUCACGCUGACCUUGCGGCUGUGGGAUAUCUACAUCCUGGAAGGGGAGCGCGUGCUGACGGCCAUGGCUUACACCAUCCUCAAACUGCACAAAAAGCGCUUGCUGAAGAUGACACUGGAAGAUUUACGUGAAUUUCUUCAGGAGAAAAUUGCUGCUUCCCUGCAGUACGAGGACGAUGCUGUCAUCGAGCAGCUGCAGGUGUCAAUGACCGAACUGCGAAAGAUGAAGUUUGACCUGCCCCCACCAGCAAAGCCUGAGGAGUUUCCAAGGAAACCCCUGGGCCUGGAGCUCUCCCUCAACCCAGUAGCCAUAAAGGAAAACACAGCAGCCAAUGGCCAGAAUGGCCAGGUGGGUGAGCGCACUCCAGACAGGGAGCCCCAAACCGACAGAGUUCCUGGCACACCAGGAGGAAUGACAGUGGUGGAAGCGAGGAUUCUCACCUUCCAGGGUAGUGAAGCAGCUGAAGCAACGAACGCGCCUGUUUUGGGUGGGCGACCACCGGAUGAGGAGGGUCAGGUGGAGCCCAUCAUGGACGGGCAGCCAUCAUCUCUUCUGAAGGCAAGCGAGACACAGGCCCAGCAACACCUCCUGCCCACGGUCCUGCCUCCAGAGCAGCCCCUUCUUGCUCCUGGCUGUGCCGUGGUGGACCAUGGAGUCUCCCUCCAUGCCCCAGCUGAGCACAGCUCCUUAGACUCCUCUCUCCAAAACAGGCUGGCUCCUCCCAACUCCAGCACCGCUGAGCCUUCUGCUACGGACCAGGCAGCGUGGCAGCCAAAUCCCUCUGCCCUGCCAGCAGGAGAACAGGACCAGGCAGCAUGGCAGCCAAACCCUGCUGCCCUGCCAGCAGGAGAACAAGCAUCUUCCCUGAGCAGAGGCACAGUGCUCGAAGCAGCCCCCUAUCCUCUGCCAGCCGGCUGCCAGCAGCUGUCCCAAACAUCGCAGAGCCAUGGCUCCCCCGAGAGCGAGCGCGGGGAGGAGGCGGCGGAUGACAGGCACUGCAGGGCGGUGCUGCCGUACAAAAUGGGCCUGAAGCGCUCGGCAUCCAAAGCUGCAUCCACAGGGGAGCUCCUCAGCCUGCAGCACAAUGGGCUGGGCAGUGCCACCAGCAGCACGUGCUGGCCCGAGGCCGUGCUGCCCGCGCACAGGCAGGCAGGGGGCAGUGUGCCCAUCUUGUCCAGCAGAGAGCCGGAGGCAGCGGGGCUGGCCGAGGGCUGCCCCACCCAGCGGGCACCGUCCCCUGUGGUGGAAGGGAACAGCCCCUAUGUCGUUAUCAAAACCACCACUCCCCUCCACCUGGCCCAUGCGACAGAGCAGGACUUCUUGAACAGAAAGCAGGUGGCAUUGCCUUUGUCAGAGACUGGACAUCCUCUGCCUACCACCUCCAUGCCACCACCUCUUAUGCUGGACCCAGAGGAGGCAGAGGUCCAGAAAAGCCUCCAGAAACCAUUAAAUGCACUGAAAGCCCCACGACCCCCACUGAGCCCCAAACCAAAAUUACCACCACAGGUUGCCAAAUCCCGCUCAGAGAACAGUUUCCUUUCAGGCUCUCCUUCCCUGGCAAAGCUGCCCAAAUCGGUGACGUUUUAGUGGGGAUGGGGAAGGGGAAGUUAAGGGAGAAGAAGUGGGUUCUGGAGAAGCACCCUUGCCCCAUUUACAGGAUUCCCUUCUGUCAGCAGGGCUGUCAGGGUGACAGCACAGCACCAUCGCACGUCACGCUGUGCUUUGGUACGAGUGCCCAGUGAGGAGAUGAAGCGGUGGCCACCAGCACUAGGAGACACCAGCAGAUUGGAUUUGCAUGUUUCCUAUGGACAAAUUGGAAAAUGCUUUCAGUUUUUGCUCCUCAAAGCUCCCCAAGUCUCAUCACUUGGGGGAAGGGGCAGGGCUGGUGAGUUCGUUGCGUGUUUUCUCCUGCUCCCGUCUGUGGGAACCCACGACCAAGCAAGCAGGCACAAGGUGUCGGAAUCCGAAACGCUUUCUUUACAAUGCCCCAUCGGCGCAGCUACAGCAUUGCUUUCAAAGGCCUUUGUAGCAAUAGAUCUUUAUUUCAUUUCCCAGACCUGCAGUUGUAGGCAGCAGAAUUUCCAGGCAGUGCCAUGGCAUCCUGGCAGGACACAGGCAGCCUGCUGCCCCCUCUAUGCAAUUCCACAAAGCAGUGCCCAGCUGUAUCUGGCUCCUGCUGCCGUAGUGGAUGGUGUUUAGGAGGACAGAUUUAACAGCUGCUGAGUCCCUUGGACAUCUCCUUGGUGUCAGCCCAGUGGGGGGCUGCCAGCAGAGUGGUCCUUUCCCAGGUUCUCAGGGUGACAAGGACAGUGAUGAAGGUGGAGCCUGGUCUCUUGGGCCGAGUGCCCUUUCUGUUGGCCUUUCCUUCCCAGGGCCAGCACAGCGAGCAGGCUCGCUGCCUUUCUGUUCCUCAGACAGGAGAAGGGGCUGCUGGCUCAGGAAACCCGCCUGCACUACCCAGCUGCUGGACGCGUGAUGGCAUCUAAUCACAGUGCCGCAGAUAAGUCCACUUUUGUUUUGAGUAAGUUAAGUGUCUGAGUGGAAAGGGCAUAGGAAUUGGGGAAGGGGGAGCACAUUGCCCAGAACCUGAUCUUAGUACUUCUGGUUGAGCCCACAGAGAAUUAACAACAGGAAGUUGCAUUAAGUCCUAAAGGUCUGUCCAUCUCCUCCCCAUCCCAAGGUGCAGCUGCUGCACAGCCCAGGCCAUUGGCUGGAGAUGUGCAAGGAUCUGGGGAGACAUCUCAUAGAAAGAGCUGGUCCAAAAUUCUGAUUCCAGUAUCUACUUCACCCUUAGAAGGGACUUCAUCAGGAAGGCAGAUCAGUGAAAAAGCAGGAAGUAGUCCAGAUAUGCUGGAUUUGACUUUGCUGUCCAGAAGGGGUAGCUGCAAGUGCAACCUUAGGUGGGACUGCAAGUGGGAUUCCCAUUCCUUCAACAGAGAUCCUGAGCAAAAGCUCCUUUAAGUUCUAAGGAGACUUUGAAAACUAAUUUUUUUUUUUAUAUCUCAAAGGCUGCUUCAAUUGCAUAACCUGAUCUAAAGCCUACCUGAAAGCCCAGCAGAAAACUUCCACUAAAUUACUUUGUGGGUUCCAGGAGCUGGACUUGAUGAUGCUGGUGGAUGCCUUCCAGCUCAGCAUAUUGUAUGGUUCUGUGAUUUAUCAGGGUUUAUUUUGCCUUGUGUACGUGCGGUGGUUUAUGUUUGCAGCAGGGAGUGUCAACGGGAGCACUGGAUUUUUGUUUGGAUGUAGCCAGCCCCACCACAGCACCCUCAGCUUUCAUUGGAACCCCAGCUCUGUCCCAGACCCCAUCUUCUUCCACUGAGCCUCCAACCUUGCCCAUCCUCUCCCUCUGUAGAGCAGGGAAAACCCUAUUAGCUACCUCGCAGGGGUGUUGUGAGGAGUCAAGCAUUGCUGUUUGAGGAAAAGUGCUCUUUGAAUGUUCAGUAUUUGUGUUUUGAGACACCACAGGUCCUUUCUAGGACAAUGGUGCUUGAAUUGUUUUUAAUUUAGAGUAUGUUUUUCCAUAACUGUGCAUAGUUAAAUAUUAUUUGUGCGUUAAAAUACCUGAGCAGUAUUUCAGGACAGAUAUCCAUUGCCUUUUGCUAGCAGCCCACUGGCCACAGGAGCUUACUGGGAAGCAACAGGAAGCAUCUGAGAGCUGUUGGUCACAUCUUGACUUCUGUAGCUUGGGGCUCUGUCCUCUCCUUGAAGCCCACACAGGACUCCUAAUGCAUCUGAGCAUCACGCAUGCAAGAGCUGAGACCUCUUUCCCCUUGUUUUAACCCAUUUUCCCUCAUUUCAGGCACACAGCCCUUGCACAUCAUGUUUCUUGUGCACCCAGACUCCUCACACAGUGUGUCUGGGAUGUUUUGCAGUAUUAACAUUUUUAAAAGGUGGUUUGCUCUAAUUUUGGAGAGCUGUCAAAUGUACAGUACUCAUUGCAUGGCAUUUGGUGCAUGAUGUUCAAUGUGAAUUUUGAUGGGGAAAGUGGUGGGAGUUGUCUUUCUCUCCAAGCCCUAAUGGGAAUGAGCAGCAAGGUCCUCAGUCAUCUUCAGGCCUGGGGGAACCACCAGCAACAUGCAUCGCUGUCCUUGGUGUGAUGCUCUCACUGGAACACAUCAAUGCAUGAUCCCCAAGGAGAUGCCCACUCCUGUCUGUCUCCUCUUGCUGCAACAAAGCUGCAGCCAUGGUGGGUCUGCAGCAGCAUGGCCCAGCCUCAGCUCUUUUGCAGGAAUAGGAAGGGAAGGAGCAGGAUGAGGGUGGCAGCUCAGCAGGACAUAUUACCUAACCAAGCCACUUGCAGCCCUGCCCAGCCUCAUGCAAGAGUCUUGACCCUUCAGCAGAAACCACUCUUACUGUGAGCAGACAUGGGAAAGGAGCUCCCCACAUCCUUGUCCUUGCAGCCCUGACGCAAUGGGGGCCUUGCUGCCUUCCAUGCAGAGGUAAGGACCAACGUUGUGUGUUUGGGUUUUUUAGGUUUAGUUUGUUUUUCCUUGUGUUGUUUGUUUGUGAUAGAGCACUUUGAGUGGCUGCAGCACUGGCAGAGAGCAGGAGCCACAGGACCCAGCUCCAGCAGGGGCCAGAGGUUGAGGUUAGGGUUUCUUGGCCAUGCACUUUGAGAGCCUGGCUACCGUCUGCUUUCAUUUUUAUUUGCUCUUCUUGUUUACAGCGUGGAACGCUUCUUUCAUGACUCUUUCUAAUGUAUUAUAAUUAUUACUUUUAAGAAAAAAAAAAAAGUUUUUAUGUCUGUU
Messenger RNA from Melospiza georgiana, 6022 nucleotides. RefSeq names its product USP6 N-terminal-like protein. The record is from RefSeq and is a predicted model, not a curated record. Lineage: Eukaryota; Metazoa; Chordata; Aves; Passeriformes; Passerellidae. The transcript is spliced from 16 exons. Bases 447 to 2861 code for a protein of 804 amino acids.